Protopolystoma xenopodis is the source of this 462-nucleotide messenger RNA. The record is from the annotation of a GenBank genome assembly. Lineage: Eukaryota; Metazoa; Platyhelminthes; Monogenea; Polystomatidea; Polystomatidae.
AUGGAUAGCUGCUCAAGAGCCCUGUACUCGGCUCAACAGGCCAAACUGCCAGAGGCACGGACGAGGCGAGAGACGGAGAGGCGCCGGUCACUUGGAGGCCAUCUUGUGGGACUAGCCUGCAAUGCUACUCAACACGCACUCAACUCGGGCUGCAGCUGUAGCUCAACUCUGACACACCGAGCCGGUCGCAAGCUGUCCGUUGGCGGAGCCCGUUCAGCCCAACAGUGGUAUCCGCCUGUACCCCUGCAUCCAGGCCUCCUCUUCAACGGGCCCAGCUGGACGCGUACUUCGCAACUCGGCUCCCCGACCGGCAGACAAUGGAGACAAUCUCCCGACAACUCGGUCGAGUGGAUAGCAUUUCGAGUUACACUUAAGCCCGUCAAAAUGGGAAAUCUGGUUCGCGAUUGCUCUGGUAAACACAGGCCCGACGGCGUCCACGUAGAACUGGGACUUGAGCUCUAA